Rotaria sordida is the source of this 522-nucleotide messenger RNA. The record is from the annotation of a GenBank genome assembly. NCBI's taxonomy places the organism in Eukaryota, Metazoa, Rotifera, Eurotatoria, Philodinida, Philodinidae.
AUGGCUGAAAUUGCUGGUGAAAUUGUUGGUCGGGUCUUAAUCGAAUUGGUUGGCAUAGUUAUUGAAGGCGCGGUACGGUCAUAUGGACAAGAACGGCGUUCAAAAAAAUCAAAUUCAUCUUCUCAAAAACACAAUCGAUCAUUAACCUUAGGGUCGCCAUCAUCAGCUCAGUAUAACCGUGCAGUACUCAUUGCAUCAAGCAAUAUUACUUUCGGUAAUGAUUGUGAACGUCUUGUUAAUAUAGCUUUUCAAUCAAGUCAAACUUUUCCUACAAUGAUGGGCACAUGUGCUGAUGUUAAUCAAUAUUUACACAAAGAACUUGCUAAACAAUAUCCUAAUGAAUAUUUUCAUAUAAUUAUUGGUGAAAAUAAAAAAUUUGGUUUUUCUAUUAGUGAAGAUCAACAUUUUGCUGAAAUUGAACAAGAUCGAUAUCGUGUAUUGAUUUUUUCAACAAAACAAAAUUCUCAUACGAAAUCGGACACUCAUGAUGCUAAUAGUCAGAUGUUAUUUGUAUGGAAUUGA